Pseudo-nitzschia multistriata is the source of this 2605-nucleotide messenger RNA. Lineage: Eukaryota; Bacillariophyta; Bacillariophyceae; Bacillariales; Bacillariaceae. The record is from the annotation of a GenBank genome assembly.
AAGCCAUUGCCAUCGAACGAGCAGAACAGAGCACAUUCCAUUCCACCACGAGGAGGUGCAGCGCAUUGGACGGACACCGAAGGGAACCGCACGGUGCAUCGAAUCACAUCGCACACUGCGUUGUAGUUGUUGGUCUAGUACCGUAGUGCAGUGGCCGAGGAGAGAACACAACAUCACACCCGGUGCGCCAGGGCAGCGAGCUAAGAAACACGCGACAAAGAGAAUGGCCGACCCCAACCGCCACGGCGCGGGAGACGACAACAAGCGGGUGGCAUCCGUGGGAUACAGCGCGGACGAGAGAAAGCACAGGGCCCUCGCCGGGCAGUGGCAAACCCCGCCCACCCCCGCCUAUGCCACCGGGCCGCCGCAACAGCAGCCACCGCAGCAGCCACCGCAACCGCAACAGGCGGCGCAGAUCGCGAGGAGCCCCAGCCACGACGGCCCCCUGCCGGUGUCCACCCCGGAGGAGUACGCGCAGGCCCUGCAGGAAGCCUACGAGGCGGGCGCCCGGAUGGCCCAGAAGCAGCAACAGCAACACCAGCAGCAGCAGCAGCAGCAGCAACAACACAUGCCCACCGCCGCCUCGUGCCCCGAUUUUUCGUCGACGGGCUCGAAGCAGCAGCAACAGCACCCGGCAGCGGGGAGCGGUUCCGUUUCCGAGCGGGCCACCGCGCCGCCGGUCCCGGCCUUUCGGAUGGACCACCAGAUCCAUCCCCCCGCCCAGCUCCCGAGGAACCCGUCCGGAAGCAUCCCGGACCCCCUCAGCUCCUCGAUGCCCCCGCCCCCCCCUCCGCAGGCAACGGCGUCGUACGCGCCAAUGGCGCCCGGGGGGGAGCCGCAGCAACCGCUCCAGCCACAGCCACAGCAGCACCAGGCCUACCUGCAGCCCCACCAGGGCGGCCCGCAGGACCCGUACGCCGUCGGAGGCCAGCCACAGCACGCCCUUGCGCAUGCGCACACGCGUGCCCAUCCGCAUGCCCAUCCAAACCAGGGGGUUCCCCCCCACCCGCUGCCGGCGACGUCUUCCGGCGUCUGCUAUCCGCCGCCGGCCAAGCCCAAGGCACCGGAGGCCCGCCCGCAGCAACAGCCACAACAGCAGCAGCAGCAACAGCAACCCGGCCGUUCCAUGAGCAUGCCGGACAUGUCGACCUACGCCGCCGAGGCGGAAGAGGAAAAGCGGCUGAAGCGCCUCGCACGCAACCGGGCGUCGGCGCGCCUCCGCCGCCUCCGGAAAAAGAACCUGGUGAGUUUUUCCACAAACAGUCGGGAGAGGCCAUCACAUCCGUCCCUCGAACUCCAAACGCGAACGGGUUCACUUUUUUGCGACGGAGGCGUCUCACGGUUUUGUUUCGUUGUUUGUUUUGGUUUGGUUUGGUUUGGCUGUUUCGGGAAACCCUUUCGAACCCUUCCUCCGCCCGAUUCGAUUCAACUCGAUUCGAUUCGAUUCGAUUCGAUUCGAUUCGAACCUUCUUUUAGGUGGACGCCUACGAAACCGAGGUGGGCAUCCUCGAGAAAACGCUGGGGGAGCUCCAGGCCCACGAGUGGGGGAGGGACACGGACGACCACAAGCCCCUGCUGGACGCCCUCGGGAUGGAACGCGGCCAGCAGCCCAUCAGCCCGGAGGAACGCACCGAGAUCAUAAGGGACAUUCUCGAGCAGCAGAUGCAGCAGGUCGCCCUCCUGCGAGAGGCGCAGCGGGAACAGGAAAUCCUGGCGCUGCUGGCGGUUGGGAAAGGGGGGGACGGGACCGAGGAAGACGAGAUGGUCCGGGAGCUCCGGGAGAUCCUGCAGCUCUCGGACGACCAGGAGAAACGCCUGGAGGAAUCGACCAAGGGCCUGGACAAGGAGGCCGAGGCCCUCGAGACGGUCGCCGCCUCCCUGCGGGUGAUCCAGAAGAACGACUGGCUGCUGAACGAGGGGGUCCAGAAGAUCACGGACCAGUUUACCUCGAUCCUCCACAAGAACCAGCAGUCCAAGCUGCUCCUGUGGACCGACGCCAACGCGGAGGCCGUCGACCAGCUCGACCACGUCGAGGUACAGCCCCUGCAGAGCGCACCGGUCUUCUCCUUCGGGGUGGAGUCCACCGCGCCCGGCGAGGACGAGUAGGGGAACGGCGAGUUUCCACCGGAGAAACACCCGUCAGUGCGGGCUGGAUUCCGUGCCGGGCACCCGCCUGCCCGCAUCCGCUUGCGGCCGGUGCCGCGGGAAAGGGGAGACCGGCCGGAUCACUACUAGAACACCACCAUAGAGCCAAAACGAUACAAACGCAUACACACUACUAUAUCCAAACCAUACACACGCACACACACAGUUCAUAAAAUUGCGCGAGACCGGGCGCUUGCGCAAGGAUUCAAUCGAAACUACAACAACGCGUCGAAUUCUAGGCGAAUUUCUAGCGCCGGCAACCCUCUGUCAUCGUAGCAAUCCUUUUGCACCACAAAACCAGUCGGACAGUUUCCCUUCGAACACCGUUCCUUGGGUGGUCAAAUGCGUGCUGAGCAGUCCCUGUACCAGGUACCAGGAUCCGACGAUACUCUCCAAUGGCAUGCCGUGCACUGGGGAAUGUAUUGCUAAGUGAUUGGUCCGCAUUCGUUUAAUUGUUGUG